Hippocampus zosterae (dwarf seahorse) is the source of this 1212-nucleotide messenger RNA. Its product is annotated as myeloid protein 1-like. The transcript is spliced from 5 exons. The coding region runs from base 53 to 793 and encodes 246 amino acids. The record is from RefSeq and is a predicted model, not a curated record. NCBI's taxonomy places the organism in Eukaryota, Metazoa, Chordata, Actinopteri, Syngnathiformes, Syngnathidae.
AUCUGUUGUUUUUCUCUUUGUGAUACAGAUUCAGUUUUCUUAUAAUCUGGAAAUGCUGCUUGGAUUCCAUCUCACGGGGACUACUCUACUGAUAUGUUAUGUCCUGUUAAGUUAUGCUUCAGAACAUGAGAAGAGGAAAGGUAUAAUAAAUCAAAGCCUUUCCAAAAAUGCUGACGGUGCCAUUUCGGUGAUGAGAAAUGACGCAAAAGCAGACGACGGGAAACCCGGAGCUGUCGCCCGAAGGAGGAAGGUCAAAAAGGCAGGAAGUCGAAGAACAAAUGACACCCGCUGCACCAGACUGGGGGGCAUCUGCCAGCCGAACCGAUUCGUCUGCCAAGGUCGAUACCUGACAGACAAAUGUUCAGGGCCCAAAACGCAGCUCUGUUGUAUGCCAGUGGGAGCUUGGAGCGUCCUGUGCGCUGGCCACUACAACAGCAGAGUGAGGAGCUGCGACAUGCACGGCUGUGGAACUUUCAACUCCAGGGGAGGCCUAAAUAGGACAGUGGACUUGGUGUGUGCCGAUUACGCUGCAAUCAGCGCUUCAUUCUCAGGCUCUUUGGCCGGUCCAGUGAGUCAGAAAGAUGCAGCUGGUUUCCAGUACGAUGGUGUCAAACUCGUCAAUGAUGAGCACUGUGUAAAGAUCUUUAACAUUCGACCUUACCGUUACACUGGCAAGGUGUCUGUGGGGGAGCCAAUGGGUUACGUGCUGCCCUUGCAGGAGCACUUUGCCGGCAUCACCUCGCACCUGAAGCUCCAGAUGUGUGACGGCACUGACCCUUCACCCUUCAUCUGAAUGUCCGCGGUGACAUUUUUCCCUCAUGCAAUUUCCGAAUAUGUAUACAUACAGUAUAGAAUACAAGAGCAGCAUCAAAUAAACCACCUGUACAGUUUUUAAUUUUGAUUGACAUUGUCAGAGGGGUAGUUUUGUAGAUAAAUGUUUAUUGUUGUGGUUGAUGUUUGCCAAGCUUUCAAAUAACUAAAAUAAAAAAUAUUGAGAAAGAAUUACUUACUGUACAUGAUAAAACAAAAACUCUCAACGCAACGCUGUCCCAUAACAAUCUACAAUUAACAAUAGUACAUUAAAAGAACUGUCAGAUUUCUACCGAAGCUAAUUGACUGAUCAUUGUGAAAGCAGAAUAUUUGAUACAGCUCUUGUACCAAGUGUCAUUAAACUGUCUCUGCUAGUAGUUAAAAUGUUGUGGCCAGUAGUAC